AUGCAUCUGCAGGAAAAGCCAGAAAAAAUUAACUUUGAUGGCAUCCUCUGUCUCAUUGGAGCCUUUGGGAAGUUCCAGAAGGUCUUGUUUGUGUGGAUCUGUCUGCCUCAGAUCUUUCUGGCGUUCCACAUGCUGGUCUCCGUCUUCACAGGGGCCGCCCCGCCGCAUUUGUGCCGCUCCUCGUGGCCCUCAGCGGGCGCUCCGACCUCCUCGGACUUCAACUUCAGCCGUCUGGCCGCCACCGAUGGCCAGCCUGAUCUGUCCUGCGCGGUACCCUUGAACCACAGCGGUGCUGUAGCUCUUGGCGAUGGACACCCUGCUGGGAGCUGCCAGGGGGGCUGGCAGUACAGCACAGAGACCUUCCAAAGCACCACAGUAACUGAGUGGGACCUGGUUUGUGAUAGUGCCAGCCUGAACAACAUGGCCUCCUCCAUGUACAUGUUUGGCCUCCUAGUAGGAGCUGUUGUGUAUGGGAGCUUAGCCGAUAAGUACGGUCGCAGGAUCAUCAUUCUCAUCAACCUGGCGGUCCAGGCUGUCUUUGGGGUCGGGGCUGCUUUCGCCCCUAAUUUCUACGUUUACAUCGCCCUCCGCUUUGUGGUUGGAACAACCAUCUCUGGUGUCAUCAUGAAUGCCUUUGUCCUAGGCACAGAAUGGACAGGAUCCAAGCAGCGGAUGUUGGCAGGUAUAAUCACCGACUACUUCUUCGGCUUCGGCUAUAUACUUCUGGCUGGAGUGGCGUACCUCAUAAGAGACUGGCGUAAACUGCAGCUGGCUAUCUCAGCACCCGGUUUCCUCUUCAUCUUUUACAUCUGGGUGUUGCCAAAAUCUGCUCGCUGGCUAAUGGCUAAUGACAGAAAGGAGGAAGCAUGGGAACUGAUCCGGAAAGCAGCGCAGAUGAAUGGGAGGCUCCUCAGCAAAGAUUUGGAGAUGCGGCAGGUCCAUAACGUUGAAGAGAAAGCCGGGGUGAAGAAAAAAUACUCAUUCCUAGACCUUGUUCGAACCCCCAAAAUGAGGAAGCACUCUUUGAUUGUUUUUUAUCUCUGGUUCGCCAACGUGCUCGUGUACUACGGCCUGUCGCUGAACAUUUCUGACUUUGGAAUGAACAUCUACCUGACCCAGAUGAUCUUCGGCCUGGUGGAGAUGCCGGCACGCACCAUCACCCUGUUCACCCUCAACCGCUCACGCAAGCUCUCCCAGCUAGCGUUCCUGGCCGUGGGCGGCACGGCCUGCCUGCUGACCGUCUUCAUCCCCAAUGAGCUCUCUGUCGUCAAAACCAUGCUGGCCAUGAUCGGGAAGUUCGGCAUCACGGCGUCUCUCUCCAUUAUUUACGUGUACUCGGCGGAGGUGUUCCCCACCGUUAUCAGACAGAACGGGAUCGGUAUUGGCUCCAUGUGUGCUCGGACUGGAGGGGUCCUGGCUCCCAUGCUGUACCUCCUGAAGGGCAUCAGUCCGCAGGCCCCCAUGGUUCUGUGCGGGCUCUGCCCUCUGCUGGGCUCCGCUCUCACCCUGCUGCUACCUGAGACGGCCAAUAAGCCGCUGCCCGACACCAUCGAAGACGUGGAGGGAUCCAACCUCAGUGAGGAAGGUGACAGUCGUCUUUGAGCCCUCUCCGAGGAAAACUGCAUAUCUGCGGCGGCGGCACCGGGAUGGACUGAUGAACAACAACAACAGCAGCACCGGUGCAAGCUGCCGCAUCAGUAUCAGUACUUUUAAGGACUAUUCCAAAAGGCAAACGUCUACGCUUCCAGUCAAAGUCAAGAUUCAACUUUAUUCAUUUUUUAUGGGUUUUUGCAAGAUUCUGAACACUUUGUUUGUAAGUAAAAUAUGUUUACUCUUUUUCCACCAUCUUUUGUACAAAGUUGUUUUUUUUACGCCAUCUUUGCUUGUGUCAAAGAGCAUCAGCUUAGAUACAUAUUUUUUUGUCGGUGGAGUGAAAUGACUCUUUUUAUGUAACGUUAGUACUAAAGUAUACUCCCUGCGUUGUAUGACAAGCUGCGGUUUACGCAUUACACACAUGUGCAUUCUCCAAGUCAAAAGGAGCCAUUAUCGCAAAAUAAAGCACUUAUUUAAAGAGACAGUGUCGUCCUCUUACACGGUACCAGUUUGCUGCGGUAACUUCUCAAGCAAGAAGUCCCGCAAAUGUAUUUUCGUACACUUCUUUUUUUACGCUGCAAAUGACAUGAGUGUGACUUUGUGGUCUCUAGGGGGCAGCAGAGCAAGCUGUAAACACAACAUGGACAUAUUAUCACUUUAUGAAGUUGUUUGCUAAAAGAAACAGCCUCCUGUGGCCUGUGAAUAGUGUGCGUCCGUGUUUUCUUUGUGUCAACAAUUUGUGUUGUUCCCUUUCCUAUUACAAGGAAGCAGAGUUCUUUACCUCAACCUCAUCCAACACCUUAUAGGAUGAAUUGGAAUGCAGACCGUGAGCCAGAUCCCUUAUCGGGGUUCCCACGCAACCUGAAAACUAAUUUUAACGUUCUCCUAUUUUCCUUCUGAUGAAAAUUAUGCUCUCUGCGAUCUGCUGAAUCAGAGCUCCCCGAAAUGGAUUACAUAGCCAUCUGAAAGUAGGAUCAUAUUAAUGUUUGAAUGGUAGUUUAUGGACUAUUUGGAAAAGGGUUCCCAUAAGUCACGUCCCAUGGUAACACAUGCGGGUCACAACUUAAAGGGACAAAUCACCUCAAAAUACAAAAUACAUAUUUCUCCUCUUGGUGCCAUCUAUCAGUUUGUUUUGGUGUAAGAUGUUGGAGACGUCAGCCUUGAUGACUUUUCUCCAAUUUAACGGCUUCUCUCAAAUGACACUUGACUUAACAAAUAUAUACAUUUGAAUAACUCAAUGUAUAAGUGUACGUUUCUGAAUAUUUUGACUUGUAUAUCGUAUUUUCUGUCAUGUAACAUUUGAGAGUUUUGGGGAUCUCUCCUCUGUCUCCAGCUUACAGUUUACAAUGGAUGUAAACAAACCGUCACUACUGCAGAGACAAAGCAGCUACUGUGUCUCUUCUGUCAGCUUAGUACAGCCGGUGGAGGCCCAUAAAACUGAAUCGGCCCCAGAAUCAGUAAUAUCCAUGUUCUAUGCAAGCCCUUACAGAGUACGAUUGGUGUUCGGACGAUAAACUCUGGUGACAACACGAGAGUUGUGGUGCACAAUGUUCGGUUUAAGAUGCUCUUAUGUGUUCUUCUUUUUUGAUGUUAUGUAAAAUGAUUGUAUCGAUGCGUCUCUAUACUUUUACAUUUAUAUACAGAGAUUCUGCAGAACCAAAGUCUGUGACUCAAGUUGUUGCUGUGAAAAUUAUUUUCCAUUGACUUGUUUUGUACAAUAAAGAUUUCUCAAGCAGAAUGUAUGUCGUGCUCGUCUGUUAAAUUCGAAAUGUUUUCCUUUGAAUUUUGUAUUGUGAUCUAUAGCGGUUAUUAGCAUGAAACAAACUAUUCAAAUGAUUGGGAAAUGAUUUUCUAUUUUAAAUUGAAAUCUUGUCAUUAGUAGUUUUGAUGAUGUAGUACAAGCAGUUCAGAGCUAGUGUUAGGAAGUGAAACAGGUCGUAAUUCCCUGUGUUAUAUCUAUUUUAUAUGGCUGUGAA
Molecule: messenger RNA, 3569 nt
Organism: Anarrhichthys ocellatus (wolf-eel)
Lineage: Eukaryota; Metazoa; Chordata; Actinopteri; Perciformes; Anarhichadidae
Product: solute carrier family 22 member 6-A
Exons: 10
Coding region: 1-1602 (533 amino acids)
Biological process (GO): transmembrane transport
Cellular component (GO): membrane
Molecular function (GO): transmembrane transporter activity
Source: RefSeq, a predicted model, not a curated record